Octodon degus (degu) is the source of this 7330-nucleotide messenger RNA. RefSeq names its product agrin (gene Agrn). Bases 95 to 6238 code for a protein of 2047 amino acids. Gene Ontology annotation, biological process: G protein-coupled acetylcholine receptor signaling pathway; receptor clustering. Gene Ontology annotation, molecular function: laminin binding; calcium ion binding. The record is from RefSeq and is a predicted model, not a curated record. The transcript is spliced from 37 exons. Lineage: Eukaryota; Metazoa; Chordata; Mammalia; Rodentia; Octodontidae.
CGCCGCCCGGAGCCGCGUCCCUUCGGUCCAGUCCUGUCCCCGGCGCGGCCCGGCCCGCGGCUCCCCGCGUCGCCAUCCCCGUCCCUUCCGCGCUAUGGCCCGUUUGCGGCCGUGCGACCCGGCCCCACUACUGUUGCUCCUGCUGGUGGCGGCGCUCGCCCUGCCCGGCGCCCGCGGGACAUGCCCGGAGCGCGCGCUGGAGCGGCGCGAGGAGGAGGCGAACGUGGUGCUCACCGGCACGGUGGAGGAGAUCCUCAACGUGGACCCGGUGCAGCUCACGUACUCUUGCAAGGUUCGAGUCUGGCGGUACUUGAAGGGCAAAGAUGUCGUGGCCCAGGAGAACCUGAUGGAUGGUGGCAACAAGGUGGUGAUCAGUGGCUUUGGAGACCCUCUCAUCUGUGACAACCAGGUGUCCACUGGGGACACCAGGAUCUUCUUUGUGAACCCAGCUCCUCCUUACCUAUGGCCAGCCCACAAGAAUGAGCUCAUGCUAAACUCCAGCCUCAUGCGGAUUACUCUUCGAAACCUGGAAGAGGUGGAGUUUUGUGUAGAAGACAAACUUGGGACCCACUUCACGCCAGCUCCUCUGAUGCCUCCUGAUGUGUGCAGGGGAAUGCUGUGUGGCUUUGGUGCUGUGUGUGAGCCUAGCAUAGAGGAUGCAGGCCAGGCCUCCUGUGUGUGCAAGAAGAGCGCCUGCCCUGCGGUGGUGGCACCUGUGUGCGGUUCAGACGCUUCCACCUACAGCAAUGAGUGUGAGUUGCAUCGUGCGCAGUGUGUCCUCCAACGGCGCAUCCGUCUGCUCCGUCGUGGACCCUGUGUGUCCAGGGACCCCUGCGCCAAUGUGACCUGCAGCUUUGGCAGCACCUGUACCCGCUCAGCUGAUGGGCAGACAGCCACAUGCCUGUGCCCGUUGACCUGCCAUGGGGCCCCAGAGGGCACCGUGUGCGGCACUGAUGGUAUCGAUUAUCCUGGUGAGUGCCAGCUUCUGCUUCAUGCCUGCACACGCCAGGAAAACAUCUCUAAGAAGUUCGAAGGCCCCUGUGACCCCUGCCAAGGAGCCCUCACUGACCUGAGCCACGUCUGUCGUGUGAACCCACGUACACGGCGCCCAGAGAUGCUUCUGCAGCCAGACAGCUGCCCUUCCCGGCACUCACCUGUGUGUGGGGAUGAUGGGGUCACUUAUGAAAAUGACUGCACCAUGGGCCGCACUGGAGCGGUCCGGGGCCUGCUACUCCAGAAAGUGCGCUCUGGCCAGUGUCAACCUCGAGACCAGUGCCCUGAGGCUUGCCAGUUUAAUGCCGUGUGCCUGUCUCGCCGUGGCCGUCCCCGCUGCACCUGUGACCGUGUCACCUGUGAUGGAACCUACAAGCCCGUGUGUGCCCAGGAUGGGCACACGUAUGACAAUGACUGUUGGCGCCAGCAGGCAGAAUGUCAGCAGCAGCGUGCUAUACCCGCCAAGCACCAGGGCCUGUGUGCCCAGGCCCCCUCCCCAUGCCACGAGGUGCAGUGUGCGUUCGGGGCAGUGUGUGCUGUAAGGAACGGGAAGGCUGUAUGUGAGUGCCAGCAGGUGUGUGCAGGCAUCUACGACCCUGUGUGUGGCAGUGACGGCAUCACGUACGGCAGCAUGUGCGAGCUGGAGGCCAUGGCCUGUGCCCUGGAGCAGGAGAUCCAGCUGGCCCGCCGAGGACCCUGUGACCAGUGUGGGCAGUGCCAUUUUGGAGCCCUGUGUGAGGCUGAGACCGGGCGCUGUGUAUGCCCCUCUGAGUGUGUGCCCUCAGCCCAGCCUGUGUGUGGUUCUGACGGACACACGUAUGCCAGUGAAUGUGAGCUACAUGUCCAUGCCUGUACCCAGCAGAUCAGCCUUCACGUGGUCUCGGCCGGACCCUGCCAGACCUGUGGGAGCACAGUGUGUGCCUUUGGGGCAGUGUGCUCAGCUGGACAGUGUGUGUGUCCUCGGUGUGAGCGUCCCCCGCCAGGCCCUGUAUGUGGCAGUGAUGGUGUCACCUACCCCAGUGCCUGUGAGCUGCGGGAGGCUGCCUGCCAGAAGCAGGUGCAGAUUGAAGAGGCCCGGGCAGGGCCCUGCGAGCAAGCUGAAUGUGGCUCGGGAGGCUCUGGCUCUGGGGAGGAAGGCGAGUGUGAACGGGACCUAUGCCAGCAGCGUGGUGGCAUCUGGGAUGAAGACUCAGAAGAUGGGCCAUGUGUCUGUGACUUCAGCUGCCAGAGUGUCCCGAGGAGCCCGGUGUGCGGCUCAGAUGGGGUUACCUAUGGCACUGAGUGUGAUCUGAAGAAGGCCAGGUGUGAAUCACAGCAAGAACUGUAUGUCGCAGCUCAGGGAGCCUGCCGCAGCCCUACAUUGGCACCACUGCCACCUGUCGUUCUCCCACACUGUACCCAGACCCCCUAUGGCUGCUGCCAGGACAACGUCACCGCUGCCCGGGGCGUGGGCCUUGCCGGCUGCCCACGCUCUUGCCAGUGCAACCCGCAUGGCUCCUACAGUGGCAUCUGCGACCCGGCCACGGGGCAGUGCUCCUGCCGACCAGGCGUGGGCGGCCUCAAGUGUGACCGCUGUGAGCCUGGCUUCUGGAACUUCCGUGGCAUCGUCACCGACCACCUGAGUGGCUGCACUCCCUGCAGCUGUGAUCCACGGGGGGCUGUGCGAGACGACUGUGAACAGAUGACUGGACUCUGCUCCUGCAAGCCAGGCGUGGCCGGGCCCAAGUGUGGGCAGUGUCCAGAAGGCCACGUCCUGGGCCCUGCUGGUUGUGAGGCAGGCUCCUUGGUGCCCAAGACCUGUGUGGAGAUGCACUGUGAGUUUGGAGCCUCCUGUGUGGAGGAAGCUGGAUCUGUCCACUGUGUGUGCCCAGCCUUCACAUGCCCAGCGGCCAAUGCCACUAAGGUCUGUGGGUCUGAUGGCGUCACAUACGGCAGCGAGUGCCAGCUGAAGACCAUCGCCUGCCGCCAGGGCCUGGACGUCUCUGCCCAGAGUCUUGGCCCAUGCCAGGAUGCUGUUGCUCUUGGCACGCGCCUGACGCCCGCAUCUGUGAGCCCCUUGGAGCAUGUCCUGAGCGAGGCGUUGCCAUCCCCCCCCAGCGCCCUUCCCCUGGCACCCAGCAGUGUCCCCCACAGCCAGGCUACUCCUCCACCCUUGUCACGACCUUGGACCACAUCCAGCAUCCCCAGGCCCACGGCCAGGCCUGUGCUAACUGUGCCUCCCACAGCAGCUUCCACUGCCACCAGCCUUGCCACAUCAGCCUUUGGUGAAUCUGGCAGCACCGAUGGGAGUGGUGACGAGGAGCUCAGUGGAGACCAGGAGGCCAGUGGGGGUGGCUCUGGGGGCCUUGAGCUCCCUCCAGGCAACAGCAUGGCGACCCCUGGGCCACCCAUCGAGAGGGCUUCCUGCUACAACUCCCCUUUGGGCUGCUGUUCAGAUGGGAAGACACCCUUGCUGGAUGCCGAGAGCUCCAACUGCCCUGCCACCAAGGCAUUCCAAGGCGUGUUGGAGCUGGAGGGGGUCGAGGGGCAGGAGCUGUUCUACACACCUGAGAUGGCUGACCCUAAGUCAGAGCUGUUUGGGGAAACUGCCCGGAGCAUUGAGAGCUCGCUGGAUGACCUGUUCCGCAACUCAGAUGUCAAGAAAGACUUCUGGAGUGUCCGCCUGCGGGAUCUGGGGCCUGGCAGAUGGGUCCGAGCCAUUGUGGAUGUGCAUUUUGACCCCAGUACAGCCUUCAGGGCUCCUGAUGUGGGCCAGGCCCUGCUCCGGCAAAUCCAGGCAUCCAGGCGCCGCACCCUAGUGGUGAGGAGGCCUCUGCAGGAGCAUGUGAGAUUCAUGGACUUUGACUGGUUUCCAGCCUUCUUCACAGGAGCUGCCACAGGAGCCACAGUUGCAGUGGCCACGGCCGGAGCUACCACCACAGGGCAACUGCCCUCUGCUGUGACCCCUCGGGCCUACCCCAGUCGCACCAGCCGACCUACUAGCAAGACCACAGCACCCCCUACCACACACUGGCCGUCCACCACAGUCCCCAGCCACACGGCACAACACUGGCCUAUUCCCCCAGACCCCCAGCAGCCUCUGAGGCCUUGUGCCUCCCAGCCCUGCCUCCAUGGGGGCACCUGCCAGGACCAGGACUCUGACCAAGACUUCACUUGCAGCUGCCCAGCAGGCAGGGGUGGCACCAUCUGUGAGGAGGUGCUACGCCCCUCUGUGCCUGCCUUUGGAGGCCGCGCCUUCCUGGCCUUCCCAACCCUCCGUGCCUACCACACAUUGCGCCUGGCACUAGAAUUCCGGACUCUGGAUCUACAGGGACUGCUGCUGUACAAUGGAAAUAACCACGGCAAAGACUUCCUGGCACUGGCUCUGCAGGGUGGGCGGGUGCAGCUCAGGUUUGACACAGGUUCUGGGCCAGCGGUGCUGACUAGCUCCGUGCUUGUGGAGCUGGGCCGGUGGCACCGCCUAGAACUGUCAAGGCACUGGCGCCAGGGCACACUCUCUGUGGAUGGUGAGAGCCCUGUUACGGGCGAGAGCCCCAGUGGCACAGAUGGCCUUAACCUGGACACGGACCUGUUUGUGGGUGGCGUCCCAGAGGACCAGGCUGCUGUGGUGCUCGAGCGGACCUCUGUUGGGGUUGGCCUAAAGGGCUGCAUCCGCUUGCUGGACAUCAACAAUCAGCGGUUGGAGCUGGGCAGCUGGCAGGGAGCUGUCUCCCAGAGCUCUGGUGUGGGCGAGUGUGGGGAUGACCCCUGCACGCCCAACCCCUGCAGCAGUGGAGUACCCUGCCAGGUGCUCGAGGCUGGAGCGUUCCACUGUCAGUGCCCACCUGGCCGUUUUGGUCCAACCUGUGCCCGUGAGAAGAGCCCCUGCCAGCCCAACCCCUGCCAUGGAGCAGCCCCUUGCCGUGUACUACCUGAGGGAGGCCCUAAGUGCGAGUGCCCCCUUGGGCGUGGGGGUGCCCUCUGCCACAUAGCCUUGGAGAGGGACUGGGGCUCCCUGCCCUUCAUGGCUGACUUCAGCGGCUUCUCCUACCUGGAGUUGAAAGGCCUGCACACCUUUGAACGAGACGUGGGGGAGAAGAUGGCACUGGCAGUUGUGUUCCUGGCCCGGGGCCCCAGCGGCUUGCUCCUCUACAAUGGGCAGAAGACAGAUGGCAGGGGGGACUUUGUAUCAUUGGCCCUGCGCGACUGGUUUCUAGAAUUCCGUUACGACCUGGGCAAGGGGGCUGCAGCCAUCAGGAGCAAGGAGCCAGUAGCCAUGGGUACCUGGACAAAGGUCUUACUGGAGCGAAACGGCCGCAAGGGUGCAAUGCGCGUGGGUGAUGGGCCCCGUGUGCUGGGGGAGUCCCCGAAAUCCCGCAAGGUGCCACACACCGUGCUCAACCUGAAGGAGCCACUCUAUGUGGGGGGUGCCCCUGAUUUCAGCAAGUUGGCCCGGGCAGCUGUGGUGUCCUCUGGCUUUGAUGGUGCCAUCCAGUUGAUCUCCCUGGGAGGCCGCCAAUUGUUGACUCAGGAGCAUGUUCUGCGGGCAAUGGGCAUCUCAUCCUUUGAAGACCACCCUUGCACCAAAGCCUUGGGCCACCCCUGUCUCAAUGGAGCCUCAUGUCUUCCACGGGAAGCUGCCUAUGAGUGCUUGUGUCCCACAGGCUUCUCAGGGCUGCACUGUGAGAAAGGGCUGGUUGAGAAGUCAGCGGGGGACCUGGACACACUGGCCUUCGAUGGGCAGACCUACAUUGAGUACCUCAGUGCUGUGAGGGAGAGUGAGAAGGCGCUACAGAGCAACCACUUUGAACUGAGCCUGCGUACCGAAGCCACUCAGGGGCUGGUGCUGUGGAGUGGGAAGGCCACGGAGCGUGCAGACUAUGUGGCACUGGCCAUCGUGGAUGGGCACCUGCAGCUGAGCUAUGACCUGGGCUCCCAGCCCGUGGUACUGCGCUCUACCGUGAAGGUCAACACCAAUCACUGGCUGCGGGUUAGGGCUCACAGGGAGCAAAGGGAAGGAUCCCUUCAGGUGGGCAACGAAGCCCCUGUGACCGGCUCCUCUCCUCUGGGUGCCACACAGCUGGACACAGAUGGAGCCCUGUGGCUUGGGGGCCUUCAGAAGCUGCCCACGGGCCAGGCGCUGCCCAAAGCCUAUAGCACAGGCUUUGUGGGCUGCCUGCGGGAUGUGGUGGUAAGCGGGCACCCACUACACCUGCUGGAAGAUGCAGUCACCAGGCCAGAGCUACGGCCCUGCCCCACCCCUUGACCAGCAGCCAAGACCCUGCCCACCCUGCUGUAAUUAUUUUCUAUUUUUGUAAACUUACUGCUUUUCCAUAUGAUUUUCUUGCCUGUGUUGGCCAGGGGGACUGCUGACCUGGGCUCCCCUCUGUCCAGGCAGCCGUGCUGUGGAGACACGUGGUACCGGACACUUGCAGGGGCUACAGGGCACCCUCAAGACUUGCCCCUCUGCCUCAGGGCACAUGCUGCAGCCUCUUGCACUGUGUCCCCCGUGUAUCUGCCUGUGUCAGUCCCUUGUGUUCCUGCUCCCCAUGUCACCAUGUUCUGUUGGAUGAGGUCCAUGUCCCCAAGCAGGGGAGCUGUAGGCUUCGAUAGGGCCUUCGUCCGAGCAAGCCCCAGGGCCUCCUGGUUCCUACUUACACUCCUGUUGUCUGUGUGUGCUGUAGGUGAGCCUCGCCUAGGCUGGCCUGGAACCCAGGCCCUUCUGUGCCAGUACUGUGACCUAGAAACAAUGUUACUUUUGGGCCUGUGCCUCACACCUCCAAGUGUGUCUCUUAGCUCCAGGGUGCUGGAGGACAGCCCAGGGCCAGGGCACUUCACUGAGCCUGCCUGUCCACCCUGGAUGUAGCCCACCUCCCCACACUCAGUGGCUCCUGAGGGAGUGGACCACCGUGCGAUGUGGCCCACUGUGUGGCAGCCAGCUUCCUUCCCUCAGGGGUGAGUGUCCAGGCCUGAAAACCAACCAUUUUCUUCAAACACUGGUCUCAUUUUUUUUCUCCCUCUAUCCUGGCCCCAGAGCAGUACAAGUUGCGGGCCAGGUCUACCAUGAGGGAGGCUGUGCUCAUCUGAGAGUGACCAGGGACAGCCUGGUGCCUGACUGAGGCCGAAGGGCAGGUGCAGGAGUGGCAGGGCUGGCAGUGGAGCUAGAAAUGCCUUAAAAGCGCAGCAUGCACCCCACCAUCCCCUCCCUCCGUGCAGGCUGUGCAGGGCCAUCAAAGCCUGGUAGAGUGGCAGCCUGGCCCCCGGCUAGGCGCGGUGGAGGCAGGAGGGAGCCGCAUGGUAUCUUGUUACUAACUCCAGUUGUGUCUGUCAAACACCGUGAAAUAAAGUGUAAACCAGA